ACCAAGUCAAUGUAUGAAGCAAAUGACUCUUCGGUGUUUGAAUUUGUUUUCCUGGGAUUUUCUACCUCUAAACCAGUGCAGAAUUUCCUCCUUGCCUUCUCUACAGUGUUUUAUGUAACAAUUGUUCUAGGGAAUCUCCUUGUUGUGUUUGCAGUGACCUUUGACCCUCAUCUACAUUCCCCCAUGUACUUCCUUUUAGCCAACCUCUCAUUUAUUGAUUUGUGUUUUUCUACCUUAACAGUGCCUAAGAUGAUCUCUGACCUGCACUCUGGGCACAAAACCAUAUCCUUCCAGGCAUGUGUCACCCAGAUAUUUGUCCUUCACACCCUGGGUGGAUCUGAGAUGGUGCUGCUCACUGCCAUGGCCUUAGACCGCUAUGUGGCCAUAUGUAAGCCCCUGCACUACCUGACCAUCAUGAGCCCACGGGUGUGCCUUUUGCUUCUGUGUGGUGCUUGGGCUAUUGGCCUCAUUCACUCAGUGGUCCAGUUGGCUUUUGUGAUCCAUUUGCCUUUCUGUGGUCCUAAUGAAAUCGACAGUUUUUACUGUGACCUUCCUUGGUUUAUCAAACUUGCCUGCACAGAUUCCUACAGAAUGGAAUUCAUGGUCACUGCCAUCAGUGGGUUCAUAUCCAUGGGCACUUUCUUCUUGUUGAUCAUCUCCUAUGUUUUCAUUCUGGUCACUGUAUGGAAACGCUCUUCAGAUGGUUUGCGAAAGGCCCUCUCUACUCUGUCAGCACACAUCACUGUGGUGGUUUUGUUCUUUGGACCCUGCAUCUUUGUUUACAUGUGGCCAUUUCCCACGGUGCCAGUGGAUAAGUUUCUUGCCAUUUUAGACUUUUUGGUUACACCCAUCCUGAAUCCUGCCAUUUACACACUGAGAAACAAGGAUAUGAAGACGGCAAUGAGGAGACUGAGUAGUAAGCUUCUGAUUUGGAGGAAGGUCUCCUAA
Budorcas taxicolor (takin) is the source of this 948-nucleotide messenger RNA. Its product is annotated as olfactory receptor 4F15-like. Gene Ontology annotation, cellular component: membrane. Gene Ontology annotation, molecular function: olfactory receptor activity; G protein-coupled receptor activity. Bases 10 to 948 code for a protein of 312 amino acids. Lineage: Eukaryota; Metazoa; Chordata; Mammalia; Artiodactyla; Bovidae. The record is from RefSeq and is a predicted model, not a curated record. Gene Ontology annotation, biological process: G protein-coupled receptor signaling pathway. The transcript has a single exon.